GCCAUUUUCUGGCCGCCCCUCCCCUACACUCUUCUCUCGUUUGAUCCACCAACCCUAAUCGCGAGUGAGGGAUGGUGACGCCGAUGGCGCUAGAGGCGGAGAAAGGGGCGGCCACCGCCUUCUCCAACGUCGUGCUGGGAAGACUCAUGAAGGUGCUGGAGAACAAGUACCAGCUGUGGAGCGGCAUCCAGACUGAAAUCUCGUCUCUGCACGAAGAUCUUAAACUCCUGGCGGCAGCCGUAGAUGACCACCAGGUCAGUGCUGCGGCUUCUAGCACGGCCGUCGCGAGGGUGUACGGCGAGCAGAUCCGCGAGCUGACCCACGAUAUCGAAGACUGCGUGGAGCGCUUCCUGCACCGCAUCACCUGCAAGCCCGGGGCCUCGCGGGCUCGCCGCACAGCUCACGCCUUCAGGACGCUCCGCCGCCGUCUCCUGUUCGCCGACAAGAUCAAGAAGUUCCGGAGCCGCGUGGCAGAUGCACGCAAGCGGGCAUUCAACGCCGACGCCACCGCCGCCGCUGCUGCAGCAAUUUCCCCUUAUAGCGGUGGUGCCCAGCCGUCCAACAACCAGGGGUACGUGCAGGAUUGCCGCCCCGUGGGCAUCGCGGAGGCCAUCAUGGAGCUUCGUGCUCUGCUCGGCAUCGAACCAAACCAAGGCCGAGCUGCGGUUCAGGCUCAGCUGCGGGUGGUCGCCGUGGUGGGAUUUGGUGGUUCGGGCAAGACGACCCUCGCAAGGGCAGUCUACAGCAUAGUCCAAAGAGCACUCCCUUGUGCUUGGGUUGACGGCCACUUGCUGGAUCGUACGGAUUCUAAUGGCAUCGUCAAACAUAUCCAAGAGAACCUUCGUUCGGAGGAAGGGCGUUCCGCGACAUCUCUCCACCAGGACCAGGACAGCAGAUAUUUAAUCGUUAUUGAUGGCAUUAAGAGGAAGCACCAGAUGCACUGGGAUACACUGAGGAAUGCCUUCAGGAAUAAUGGGAGAAUAAUUUUGACAACGAACAAUUGGUCGGUAGCUAAUAGAUGCUGCAAUCAUCCCAGGGAAGAAGAUAAAUAUACCUUUGGUCGUGUGUACAACAUGAGAAGUCUUGGAGAAGAAGAUUCAAGGAAACUAGCUCUGCUUGGAAGAGUUACACCUGAGUUACUGAUGGGUUCAAAAGAACUCCUGGAGAAAUGUGGUGGUCUGCCUCUAGCUCUUUAUAGUGUGGCCUGCCAAUUGAGCUCUGAAAUGGAACCUACGGGGGAAUUGUGCAGAAUAUUGUGCAGUGACCUGGGUACAUAUCUGGAACGCGAAGACGACGAGCCUAACUUUGCAAGGCUUCGAGGUGUGCUAAGGGAAAAUUACACCAGUCUGUCUGAUUACAUUGUCAGGACCUGCUUGUUGUAUCUAGGUAUAUUCCCAAUUGAUCGUCCCCUCAAGAAGAAUGUCAUAAUCAGGCGAUGGUUGGCUGAAGGAUAUGCACGCCAUUAUGAAGGGAGGCACCAAAGUGUAGCUGAUAAGAAUUUCAAGACAUUUACCCACCAGAGUAUUAUUUUGCCUGCUGUUCCAAUCAGCAAUUUCAUAGAGAAGGCGUGCAAAAUUCAUGGUAUCAUGCACACCUUCAUCUUGCACAAGUCCAUGUCCAAGAAGUUCAUCAUGCCCUUUGGUACUCAGCACAAUACAGUCCGCCACCUAUUUAUCCAUAAUAGCCGCUAUGGAAAUUACGAAAUCAGCCCAGAAAUGGAUUUAUCACGGGCCCGAUCUCUGACAGUCGUAGGGAAAGCAGGUGGUGCUAUUUCCAAGUUCAACAAGUACAAACUUGCAAGAGUGUUGGACCUGGAAGGGUGCAUUGAUGUGGAAGAUUUUCAUGUUAAAGAGAUAUGUAAGGUAUGGAAUCUGAGAUAUCUAAGCCUCGGGCCCGAUAUCACAGAGAUACCCAAGGAAAUUGCUCAACUUAAAUUGCUGGAGACACUUGAUGUAAGCAAGACAAGGGUGAAUGUGCUCCCAGUGGAGGCUAUUGGACUACCCUGUUUGAUUCAUCUGAUUGGAAAGUUUAAGCUUCAAGACCCAGUCAAGACAGAGAGGCUGCCACAAAAAUGUAUGCUGGAGACCCUUGCGGGGAUUGUUGCCGACAAGGGUCGGGGAUUUUCGCAACUUAUGGACCAUACGAAAAAGUUAAAGAAGGUCAAGGUAUGGUGUGAGUGUGAGGAAACUGAACAAGGUCAGAUCGACAUGAAUAAUCAACUUGCCGAGGCCAUCCAAAAGUACAUUGAAACUCCUAUGGAUGAGGACAAUGUGGAAAACUAUCGCUCCCUGUCCCUUUACUUCCAACGAUUGCCCCAAGGUUCCAUGACUGCUCUAGAACAACUAUGUCAACGCCACAGUUCGAGGAAAGGAUAUUUAUUUUAUCUCAGCUCGCUCAAGCUACAUGGCAACUCCAACCCAACUACAUUGCCUAAGUUUGUUGCCAUGUUUCAUGAUCUAGCUAAGCUAAGCAUUUCGACCACCAUGUCUGUGACACAACAUCUUCUGUCAGUACUUGGCGAGAUGCAUUUAAUGAAGUAUCUCAAGCUGGCUGCUAACAGCAUCGACGACAACGACGGUUUCGUCAUCCAAAAAGGGAAGUUCGGGAGCCUGAAGCGCCUAUGUCUUGUGUUAAAAGUUGUGGGACCGUCUGUCCUAACAAUCAAAGACAGAGGUGCGCAGGCCAUUAGCUCGCUCCAACUGAUCUGCAAGGAUCUAGUUGGUCUCUCUGGCGUCGAAAUCAGCUACCUCCCUAACCUGAAGGAAAUUGUCCUUCACCCUGAUGUGGGUGAAGAAACAAGGCAAGCGUGGAAAGCGGAGGCAAGGAACCACCGUAACAUGCCGCAUGUGUUGUCUAUCCCAGGUGAUCACGUCCGAGAGGAAACAGCUGCAGUUGAGGAGGAACCAGCACUUGAGGAUCCCAUGGAGGUGGAGCCAGAGAGUAACUUCCCUAAUUCUAUUGGGCUCCACGUUAAUGAAGCACAACAAGGCUGCGACAAGGAAGCUUUGGUGCUGGCCCCCGUGCAACCUCGAAAGGCGAACAAGAGGAAGCGUGCUCAACUCCUAAAAUCAGCCAACACACAUGAAGAAGACAUAGCAGAUAUCAAUAUGGAAGAUGCGGGUGACAAUUUAGCUGCUUCCAUUAAUGAUUUUGCGAUUGAUGACGAGGGGCAUAAAUGCCUGUUGUAUCGCGCUGUCAUGACCGUGCCUGGCUUCCCUGAGGAAGCUUUAUCAGUUGCCGUAUCUCAUUUGAUUGACAACAAGGCCCAGGGAUCUGCAUACAUGGGUAUGCACGAGGAGCACCGUGUACUAUGGCUCAGGAACUUCCUGGGAAAGCUCCACACAAUUUAAAUGAUGCUGGUUGGUGGUUAUUAUCUUUCAGGGUGAUGUGACUGUAAACACACCUUUAUGUUUUGCUGAUUAUGCAUCUCAACCCUCAGUGGUGCUGCUGUCGGUGCUGGUAGUGCAUCACAAUUCUUAUUGGGUUGUUUCAUGCCUAGUAUGUCUAAAUUUCCAUGUACUUUGCCUUCCGUGUUUUACAUUGUUAUUUAAAAAAGAAUAAGAGAAACAGCAAGACUAAUCA
Triticum dicoccoides is the source of this 3582-nucleotide messenger RNA. Its product is annotated as disease resistance protein RGA4-like. Gene Ontology annotation, molecular function: ADP binding. The record is from RefSeq and is a predicted model, not a curated record. NCBI's taxonomy places the organism in Eukaryota, Viridiplantae, Streptophyta, Magnoliopsida, Poales, Poaceae. Gene Ontology annotation, biological process: defense response to other organism. The coding region runs from base 72 to 3350 and encodes 1092 amino acids. The transcript is spliced from 4 exons.